Messenger RNA from Diorhabda carinulata, 1433 nucleotides. RefSeq names its product FMR1-interacting protein NUFIP1 (gene Nufip). Bases 84 to 1406 code for a protein of 440 amino acids. The record is from RefSeq and is a predicted model, not a curated record. The transcript has 4 exons. NCBI's taxonomy places the organism in Eukaryota, Metazoa, Arthropoda, Insecta, Coleoptera, Chrysomelidae. Gene Ontology annotation, biological process: box C/D snoRNP assembly. Gene Ontology annotation, cellular component: nucleus. Gene Ontology annotation, molecular function: RNA binding.
UUUUAGUUGUACGUCAUUGAUCAAGUUGAAGAGACGCUAAGCUAAUAUUAGUUUAGUGAUUAAUAAUUGGAUUAAAUCAUCCAAUGGGUGCUCCAGUACAAAAUAGAGGUAAUAAAAGAGGACCAGGGAAUCAAAGAGGCAGAGGCGGAAAAGUUCGUGGCCAAGGGCGGUCGUUUAAUGGACAACAGCAACCGCCAUUCGGUAAUCCAGGUAUGAUGCGUCCGCGAGGUGGAUUUCGAGGAGGUAUUAGGCCGCCACCCGGGCCCCCAGUACGUGGUGGACGACCGCCUAUGAGAGGCGGAAGACCGAUACCGCCACCACCAAGAAUGAUGGGACCUAUGAUGCACCCAAUGAGGCCGCCACCACCAGGGAUGCGACCUCCCCAUCCAGGUUGUAACCGUUCUUAUCCAGAAUAUCGUCUGGAAGAAGGAAAAACUAACGGCGAUCGGGAAGAAAUGCGUUUUUGUUGCGAACCUUGCGACAGAGAUUUCGUAUCGAAAUUUCAAUACGACAGACACGUGUCGCAACACAGAACGUGCAAUUUGGACGGUUGCAAAUUUACGGCGCACGAAAAAAUCGUCGAAAAACACGUCGCCAUGCAACACGCUUCCGGUUUAUACGACAAAAUUAGGAAUAUAAAUACGCCGGAAGAGAUAGCUAAAUGGGUGGAGGAAAGGAAGAGGCGUUAUCCCAAUAAGGAAAAUGUGUUGAAGAGACGGGAGAAGCAAGAACAGAUGUUGAAACGAGGAGAGAGAAUUAAGAAAAACGAUAACCGUUUCGGGAGGAAUAAAUUUAGAUUAUCGAAAAUAGGAAACAGCAAAGUACCUCCGAAAAAGAAGAUGAAACGUCCUUUCGUUAAAGAAACUAAACCGGUUUCUUUGAUAAACGAAAAAUGCGAUUGGAAUGGUAGGAUGUAUCCAUUUAAAGGUACCACCACGAUGGAACCUGAAAGCGAUAAAGUACCCAGCGAUUACGAAGACGAAGAAUGGAUAAAUAAACCACCUAAAAACGUAGGAAUAAAGUUGAAUAACGCAUUGGGGGCUCUGAUCGGGGCUUAUAUGAGCGGAAGUGAUACGGAAGACGAAAAACCAACAGAAGUGGUUAACGAAAAGAAAAAAGACGAAGGGGAACCGCCUCCGGAAGUACAGGAAACUGUGGUGACUAAAGCUGAAGUUGUAUCGGGACGCCGGAAACGGAAGAGACAGAGACCUCUGACUAAAAAACGACCAGAUGUUAAAAGUGCUGGUGCUAAAGACGGUUUGAGUUACAAAUUUAAAAAACGGAAAGUGACGUUGCUGGAAAAACUUCUGGAAAAUGAAAUUAGGCACGAGAGGAACGUUUUGUUACAGUGUGUUCGAUAUGUAGUGGAAAAUAAAUUUUUUGUCAAGGAAAACGAAACUUGUUGAGAGCUUCAGUAAAAUACUACUAUUUUA